This is a messenger RNA of Pyricularia pennisetigena, 1206 nucleotides long. RefSeq lists its product as uncharacterized. The coding region runs from base 1 to 1206 and encodes 401 amino acids. The transcript is spliced from 4 exons. Gene Ontology annotation, cellular component: U2-type prespliceosome; U1 snRNP; precatalytic spliceosome. Gene Ontology annotation, molecular function: U1 snRNA binding; mRNA binding. NCBI's taxonomy places the organism in Eukaryota, Fungi, Ascomycota, Sordariomycetes, Magnaporthales, Pyriculariaceae. Gene Ontology annotation, biological process: mRNA splicing, via spliceosome. The record is from RefSeq and is a predicted model, not a curated record.
AUGACGGACCGUCUGCCACCUAACCUUCUUGCGCUUUUCGCGCCGCGACCUCCUCUACGCUACCUACCCCCAUCGGACGCGCCGGCGCAUGAACGCAGAACCGCGCCAAUUACGGGUGUCGCUCAGUAUAAGAAAGCUCUCGAGGAGUAUAAAGACAAGGACAACUAUGUGCCGACAGAGAGCUGGCUGCAGAGACGGGACAGGAAAAAGCUAGAGCACGAAAGGGAGAUUGCUCUCAAGCUGAAGGAAGGCCCGGCCAAAUACCGGCCGCAGGACGAUCCCAAUAUUCGCGGCGAUGCGUUCAAAACCUUGAUUGUUGCCCGACUGAGCUAUGAAGCCAACGAGCAGGAUCUCGAGAGGGAGUUUGGCCGAUUUGGCACCAUUGAGAGAAUCCGGAUAAUCAAGGACACUCAUGCUCAUGAGAAGGGUAAUAAGAAACGAAAGCCGCACCGCGGCUACGCAUUCGUCGUUUUUGAACGCGAAAAGGACAUGAGAGCUGCUCUCGAGGGAUGUGACGGCAUUAGGAUUAAGGACCGCCGCAUCAAGGUUGAUGUCGAGCGCGGACGUACCGUUGAAGGGUGGAAGCCCCGCCGCCUGGGUGGCGGUCUGGGUGGCCGUAACUACACCAAGGCCAUGCCUUCGCAGCCCAUGGGUCGCGGCUUCGGUGGUGAUGGCUUCCGAGGUGGUUUCGGUGGUGGUAGGGGUGGGUUCAGGGGUGGCUUCGGCGGCCGUGGAGACCGCGGCGGCUUCCGCGGGGGUGGUGGUCGUAGCUUCUCUGACCGUGGUUUCGGAGGCGGCUAUGGAGGACCUCGUGGUGGCGACCGAGGAGGAGAGCGAAACGGGUUUGGUGGCCCGCCGCCUAAUGCGCCUGGCGGACCCGGAUCCUACGGUGGUAGGGAUAGCGGGCGUGACAGCCGCGAUUCAAGGUUUGGCGGAGAUCGCAGAGGCUUUGACUCUGGAGGUGGUGGACGCUCUUACGACGACAGAUCCGGCGGCAGCGGAGGUGGCUUCCGCGACAACAGCCGACGCACUGGCAGCAACAUGGAGCCCAUCCGCCCCAGAGAAAAUGGUGGGUAUCGCGACCGCGACCGUGAUCGGGAUCGGGACCGUGACAGAGACCGGGAUUACGACAGACCUAGGGACGAUGACCGAAAACGCGGCUACGAGGGUUCCUACGACGACCCGCGCAAGAUUCGUCGCUACUAA